AUGGGAUCUUAUUGGUUACUGAAUGGCGCCGGUGCAAAAUUCCAUACACUAAUUGAAAUCACGCUAAUUGAGCAAGAACUUACGGACGAGGUGUUAUCAAGGCAAACACAGCAAACGAGACAAACAGAGCAAACGGCAACCUGCGCCGAAUGCGGUCAUUUCGCUCGUCUUUCCCUUCUUCUCAGUCAACAACACAACACUCACCACUCCUGGGAUUCUCAACACCGCCCAACAGUCCCCGAACGGUACAUUGUUGUCACAUAUCCCCGGCAGCUAGACGCCAUGAUAAACGCUGUACUGGUCUUUAAUAACAGUGGUCAGCCUCGACUGACCAAAUUCUACACCCAGCUUGACACACAAACCCAACAAUCCCUCAUCGCACAGAUAUACAACCUCGUCUCCCAACGCCCCUCAUCAGCCUGCAACUUCCUCCCCCUCCCCCCUUUGCUCGCCGAAGGCGCCAGCUCCAACUCCUCCAACGGCUUCUCCGAUGCCCCCACCCAAAUCACCUACAGAACCUACGCCACCCUCUCCUUCAUCCUAAUCUCCACCUCCACCGAAUCUCCCCUCGCCCUGAUUGAUCUGAUCCAAGUCUUCGUCGAAGCGCUGGACCGCUUGUUCGAGAACGUAUGCGAGCUGGAUCUUAUAUUUGGUUUUGAGACGAUGCAUGCGGUGCUUGGCGAGAUGGUCGUGGGCGGAGUUGUGGUGGAGACGAAUCUUGAGCGGAUUGUGCAAGGUGUUAAGAGUCAGGAGGGGUCAAAGGGGAAGCGGAAGGCCGUGGAGGCGGGGAGCACGGCAAUUGGAAGGGGGGGGGUUCCAGGGCUGGGGGUGCCUUGGAGAUGA
Messenger RNA from Paracoccidioides brasiliensis Pb18, 843 nucleotides. RefSeq lists its product as uncharacterized. Gene Ontology annotation, cellular component: intracellular membrane-bounded organelle. The transcript is spliced from 2 exons. Gene Ontology annotation, biological process: vesicle-mediated transport; protein transport. The record is from RefSeq and is a predicted model, not a curated record. The coding region runs from base 1 to 843 and encodes 280 amino acids.